Molecule: messenger RNA, 7735 nt
Organism: Rhopilema esculentum
Lineage: Eukaryota; Metazoa; Cnidaria; Scyphozoa; Rhizostomeae; Rhizostomatidae
Biological process (GO): regulation of gene expression
Cellular component (GO): nucleus
Source: RefSeq, a predicted model, not a curated record
AGUUCAUUGUCAAGAGAGAAAUUAUUACAAAGGAGAAGAGUUAAAAGUGUGAUGUGAGAUCUGCCAUAAUAACCCAUCUGGCAGUUUAUGCAUUAUAAUGCGCGCGAACCGAGGCAUUGAAUGGCGCACAAUGGAAGCCGCGGGCGCAACAUAUGCGCGCAUCUGCGCAUGGCAUUAUACAGUAGCAAAACACUCGCACCGCACAACAAAGCAGUACGACGGAUCACCCGUUCAGCACGACACUAUGAUAUCGAACAUUUACAAAGUUCAGACAGGCGUGAAUUAUUCGUGACCGCGACAAAAGCAGGCAUUCAGGCAGUGAACGUCCUCAGCAGUGAGCCAUUUACCGGUUCCGUGGCACUCUCUCAUGCUCAUAUAGUGUCUACACGGCAGUUUUAUGCGGCAACAAAACAGUUUAGGGGCAGACAUUUCGAGGGAUUCUGUUCCUAAAAUGGCAGCUAUUGUACCACAAGUGCAGGCUAGCCCCAAGUCAAAUGGCAAUCCAGUUGAUUCAAGUGAAAUUCCAGACACGGCCAAGUCCAAUAAAGUGGUAACCGUUUGCAAACAAGGAAGCCCAAUAAUCAGAGUCGAAAAAGGAACCACUCUGGGUGUAUUGAAGCUGCUGUAUGAAGCAGAAAAUGGCCCUCAGAAAAUUCUUGGUGUGAGACCGCAGAAAACAUCUGAAUCAAUGCCGUGUAUUAUAACCCUUGAUGAGUCAAAGUUGACAGAAUCUCUUUAUGACAUUCUUGUUUUUGAUAAAUGUGGCUCACCGCAGAUUCAAGACAGAGGAGAUAGAGAUCGUCAAAUGUUUGGCAGCCAAGAACGGUAUGAUAGAUACGCCACCGCGAAAUGCAUUGAUUGCUCAAGAGAGUCAUGGAAGUCAAAGAAAUUCACGACAACAGGAAUGAACACUGAGGUCAGUGUCAAUCCGAGCAUAGAAAUAGACUUGCGAGUAUUCUCUGGUAUUAAUGGAACGAACAGUAUCCAUUACGUGCACCCGCAAACGUCAAAUGCUGCAUCAUACAACGGUCGGCUCACUCGACUACGGUCAUCGGUUAUGAGACAACCGCAGCCCAUUGGCCCUCCUCCCGGCAUUGUCCAUAUGAAUGGUGGCCGUAAAGAGAUAGCUGUUACAGCACUCCCUGCCAUUCAAGUGAGUAGCAUCAAGUCAAUGGCAAGUGCAAAUGAUCUAGACAUACCCAGACCAAGAGAGGGCUCGCCUUCCCUGUCACCCAGCCCAAGCCGUGAAAUACCACCAGUAGCAUUCUCUACUUUCCAAGCAACACAGAUCAGCUAUCCUAGAGGGCAAGCGCCUUUCCACCCACAUGCAGACAUUCGCUAUGAUCAGCCACCGACCUUACGUAGUCCACAAGUCAGAAGUCCCCAUGAAGUGCAACGGAGUCCUCCACAUAUAAAUGGUGACGCUGCUCCACAUCAUAGCCACUUGCAGCCACCAACUGUAGCUAUGAAGGAGGAUAGUCCAGAUGGUAAUCCAACGGUGUAUGUGCUUCCCAAUGACUUUGAUCUUAAUGGCGGCUAUGAGCCUCACUUUUCUGCAUACGGUCCUCUUAGCCACGAUGACGUUAGACGACAUGAUGAGAUGCGUAGGCAUGAAGAGAUGCGACGCCAGGAGGAGGCCCGCAGGCAAGAUGAAAUGAGAAGGCAAAGGGAGGCAAGGUUGCAAGAGGAGAAGAGGCUGGAGGAGGCAGAUGCAUCCGCUGCUAAACGGAUGAAGCAAGAACCAAUGCCGAGUUUUGCACUGCCAACUCAGGUAAGCCUAAAUGACUCAGAAAACAUGAAGCCUGAAAUCAAAUUUUCACCUCAGAAUUCAAACAGCUGCUCUCCUUCGUCUCUUCAAGAAGAAAACGAGAGCCCAAACACUGAAACAGGCAAUACACAAAAGCUUUACUGCAAGAUCUGUCACAAAGUUUUCAGUACCAAGAGUCUGCUAUACAAGCACCUUCGAGGCCAUAGUUCAGAUGAGAAGCCUUAUAAAUGCCAAGAGUGUGGACAGGGGUUCACGUUGAGCAGCAAUCUGAGACAGCACAGAAUUAUUCACCGAGGCUACAAGCCCUUUCAGUGUGAGUAUUGUGGCAAGAAAUUCAUGAGGUCAAAUGUAUAUAAGCAGCAUAGAAGGAUACACACUGGAGAAGAAAUGUAUAAGUGUAGCCUUUGUCCAAGUGAGUUUCUUCAGAAGUAUGCCCUAGUGAAGCACAUGAAGAAGCAACACGACGUAGACACUGGUGAUAAUAUAUAAAUCACUGGUAUGCAUGUGAUAAGCACAUGAAAGUAGAUGGUAGAGCACGUGAAACGUGGCAAGUAGCACUCAAGAGGUAGUAUUGGUAGAUUCGUUAGGAAGUUUUGCUGUCACCAUGACAGUUUUUGGGGUUUCUGGGGGUAUGAAUUCGUCGUAGAUACAUGGUAAGGAUGCAUAAUUACGCUUUACCGCCUUCUGGAUUAGGGUUCCUAGCAAUGCGACUAACAUGUACGUCUGGCUGCUUCAGAGCAGCAGGCGUCACUUGCCGUUUUCAUACGAUUGUUUAAGGCUGUAUUGAAUGGUCUGUUUGGGACUGUUGUAGCACGUAGUUCGUGAGGAGUGUGUUAGCGGCUAGAUAUGAAUUUAAUAAAGCAGUUACGAGGCUGGAUCAAAGUGAGGUUUUGGAAGUUUUUACCAGUAGCUUGAUUGACAUUUAUCUCGGAAUGGAGCAGUGGCCGAAACUGAAAAAUGUCCGUUACCCAAAUGACGCAAACUAUCUUCUACCCUUGAAAGCUGCAUGCAAAACGAGAUGUCGAAAACAUGGAAUAACAGGGAGAUAUAUUUGUCUUGCACCAUCUGACAGCCACUAAGAAUAUCAAUAUAGAGGAAUUGGGAUGAUACUGGAAGCUGGCUCUGCAGAAUAGCCAAGGUAGGCAAAUAAGUAAAUUGUAAAAAGAUACUUGUGCUAAAUGGCAAAGUUGUGCUAAGUGAAGGGUAGUUUACUUUGUAUGACUAAAAGCUUCGUCUCAGUGAGGAACGCCAGUUAGCCGCCUUGUAAAGGAAAUCUUUCAUUUUUCAUACGAACGUAUUUGUUCAUUCAUAUACUCUAAAUCAUAGACAGCUUAGGAAAGAAAAUGCUUCUGCGGAGGAGUCUCUUUGCAUUAAUUUACUACGUGGCUGAGAAAGUUUGACUUUUUCUUAAGCUUUGUAGAGUUUGAAAUUUUUUAAACACAUUUCUUUAAUUUAAAAGCUGAAACCCCUUUUUACAUUGUUUCACUUGACAAUCAGUCGUUAAAAUGUGAUUUUACACCAAUUGCCAAUAAAAAAGAAAUCUGGAAUUGUUACAAUGUUAUAGUAUAACAAAAGUUAAGAGUCUUUCCUUAGAUUUUCACAAUAUUGAAAAUGCAAGUAUAACUUGAAUCCCAUUGUUGUGAAAAAAGCUUGCUCCGGAGCAAGCAAUGCUAUAUUAGAUUAUGAUUAAAUGCAAACCGGGAGCAUUUUUCUCUAUAAAUGUACAUUAGAUCGAAGGUUGUAAUUGUAAAAUAGUUGGUAGAGGUAUUAAUUUAUAUUUCUCUUGAUUGUUGUAGUAAUUGUGACCAAGUCAUGUAAGUAAAGUUUUAAUUCAACAAAGUUGUAAUAGCAUUUUGUAGGCCAAAAAGGUAUCAGUAACAUGCUUUGAACAAUCCAACGAGCAUUUUUAAACUUCAAAAUCUAUAUAGGGUCUUGCGGUUGGUAUCUUGUCCUGGUUCCCAUAAACUUUUUGAGUUGUUUUAUUACCUUUUCCCUUAAACGGAAAUUUCAAAAGUCACUUUUAAAAGAUCUGUAUGCAUGGUCAUGCAUUAGUCCUAGACACAACGGUUAGCAGUUUGUCACGCCGGGUAUUUGGUCAAAUGUUAUAACACCUUGCGACAGUUGUGGGGAAUUCCACCUACAUUCUUACUCAAGAAAUGUUUUUAUGGAUUACCUGGCGCUCUCUGUACAACGCAAACGAGAAUAGUGGCGGUGGUUGUUAUGAAGGUAACCCCCUGAUUUUUUAGUAUUUACUUCCCCGCCAAACUGCACGCUCUGGCAGGUUACCUGCAACUGUUAAAUGAAUCCUUUUGUUACCAUGAUAUCCUUGUGUCUAUUUACUCAAACCGCAAACAAAAAGGCAAUUUAUUUCUUUAAGGCUAAUGCAUAUCUUUGAGACAAUGUCUGGUUUCUUUUUACUUCCAGUACAGAUGUCUGGCUCGAAAUUUCGCUCAAUUUGAUCCAUAGGUAAAUGUUUUGUCUCCUCUUAGGCCCAAUAUUGUUUUUCAUGGUACUUUAUGCAAAAGACUGAUGCAUUAGGAUAGGCCUGUAUUACUGCGUGGAUUCUACUUGCUGACCCGCUCAACGAAUAAGUUAUAUUGCUCCAAAUAUCAACUAAAAAUCCAGUUCAAUUUGCUUUGCAGUUAAGUUUACCAUAGAGAGAAUUGCCUCCUAGCUGUUCAAAAUUAGCAACUGUACAGUAAUAAUUCAGGAAUGGGCUGGAAAAUUUGAAUUUAAAGCACAAUAUCUACAAGAAAUGUUUAAUGCCUUAAGUUGGAAUUUAGCACAAUAAGUUUGUUUGAAAAGUCCUGUUGACAAUUAAUACCAAUUUACAGCCUAUAUUGUUGUCAGCACUUAUGCUUACUGCAGUAUUUGGAAUUGUCAUUGGCCAGGUGGAACACUUGCUAAAAUAGUAAGAUUUCUAUAGAGACAACUAGAAGAACCUCUUUCGGGAGACAAGGUACUUUUGCAAAGUUUUAUUAUCUCACGCCUCUAAAACUAGAAGGAAAACCAACAUAAAGCUUCUGUACAUUUCUGGAACGCUCUCUGGCAACUUCUAAAAGAUUGUGAGCACAAAUAAAAGAUGUUACUGCGAAGGCGGCUUUAGCUUUACCUAAAUGAUGUAGUGGCGACAUAAAGCAGAUUUUGAACUUGGUAUGUGAAGGAAACUUUGUUGAUGUGCAGAAGAACCUGAUAGCGCUCACUUGCCGAGCCAUAGUUUGAAAUAGUAUCUUGUUAAUGGUGACCCUGAUUUCCCUGAGUAAAUGAGAUAGCGAAAGAUGAUAUUCUACCAGUCACCAAAGGCGUGGUAUGCAUUUCUAGUGACUGGAUUUCACUUAGGUAUCUUGAUACUUUAAUAGUAGCAAGCUUUCUCUCUAAUUAGAUGCACUCUUUAGCUUGGAUCGUAUCUUCUUUUUCCCAAUAGAAAACUGAGCAAUUAUCUCAACAUGCUAGCGUUAAGGAACUAGGAGGGUUGUUGGUUUCUCAGUUACAAUCAUUGGCUACCUUACUUGACUGAAUUGUAAAAGUGUAGAUUACUGAAAUUACGUAUUGUCUUGGCGUAACCACUAACCACGUUGAUAAGACGUUCCAACCUUACUCACUUAGCAAAUCUCAUUCUAAACCUCACAUGCCUUGCCCUUUGAAAUACAGUAACAAGAAAUUACCAUGCCAAACAGACAAAAGCUGCAAAAGAUCAGACGGCCGGGUACAAUAAACUAGACGCUGUCUAGACUUGUGGUUUGAGGAGUAAGCCACACUGGCCUAUUUCGAAAAGGUAAUACAGUUAUCUAUAGCACAGCGGGAUAUGAACAAUGCCACGGUAGAUAUCUAGCGUUGUUCAUUUGACGGUGUUUGAGGUAGCAAAUAGCUUCUUAGCUUUAUUGCGUAGCUCAAAAUAGCAUUGCAGAGUUAAAAGAAGUUUAUCCUUUCUAGCUAACUGUUUUCAAUAGUGCCACCAUCCACACAGUAUACGUUUGACACAUCAUCAGGAAAGAACUCACCGCCGUUAGCUCUUCCACGCGUCAUGCGCGCGGCGAAAACCUUUAUUUGCUCAGCAACAGAGUUAUAAAACACCCUUAAUUGUUGCACUAUGUAUAAUCUUGUAUAGGAAACCGAGUGACAAACUGCGUAACCUAUCUACUUGUCUCUUUGCGGAUACGUGUUUGCUUUAAGAAUCGAUUUCUCGAGGCAGAAAUCGAAAGGGAUGCUCUCAAAGCUUUGUUGCUGCUGCUUUUCUUCCUUUUUUAUGGAAAGAAAUUUUGUUUUAGCUUUUCAUUUUUUCUUCUUUGUUUUAAAAAAUGUUUUGUUCCAUGGAGUUACGGCUAGCUUCACCUUCAUUCGCUAUUGAAUGACGCGAGGUCUUUGUUGGAAUGUUCCUGUCCAGUUAAGAUUCCGUGUGAAAUCUAUUGCGGUAGUCAUUAACCUGUCUAACUGUUCCUCCACGUUCAAUAGACAUCCCAACACUAGGAGUUCAAUUGCAAAACAUAACUUGUUCCUUGCGAUAAGAAUUUAGCUGGUUGCUUUAAUUAACCUACUUUAAGGCUAGCCGUAACUCACCAUGUUUUGGAAGGAGUCCGUAGUUUCAUGGAAAUCCUGAAAUACCACCACGAAGGAGCAUGCUUAUUCGACACGACUGCCCUUUCGGAUUUAGGAAAGUGAUAGUAUUUAUCAUGGCUAAUGCAAAUGGUAUAGUUCUUUUUUGGCAUUUCAAAACUUGCCAUUUAUACGGCUUGGACUAAUCAGAAUUUCCCUUGAUAUUGCAGAGGCGAAAACUUAAUGGCAUCUUUAGCACAAGCCUACUGGAGCACUUCACAGUUCUGCUCAAAAAUUUUACGCAUGUUAGUUCUAGAUUUUAGGAUGGCCACUUCCCAUCAUGCCACGCGGGCGUAACAGUCCUCCUUGAAUACUUUUCCUUGGCAAGAUUCAAAUACCAAAGGGAUUUUCUCUAAAUCCACCAAACGAGACAAUGCUCCAGACAUAAUCUUGACUGAGAUAACACAUACGCCUAAUUUCGAGGCCAGCGAAUGGGUGCAGUGGCUUUCGUAAAUAGUAAUCCUUGCUUCAUGUCACUAUAUUAACUUCAGUGGCGAAACGAGCGACUUAUUAGAUUAAUGUAAAGUUUUUGACUUGAGCCUUUUACGAUUCAGCCCAUGCUUGGCAAUUGUAAGUGCUCAGUAGUCUUGAGGUUUUUCUUCUUAGAAAUCUUAUCCCCAGAUGAAAUAUAUUCUUGGUCACUUUUUCGAUUUUGAUAUGCAUGGUUGGUUUAAUCAAUUGCAGUCAAAGCGAAUACCGCAGCUAAGUCGAUCGCAUUUACUCGCAUUUGUGCCUAAACAGCUCUCGUUGUUUUGGUAGUUUUGUUACCUCGUCAAUCUAGUUUCUAUAUAAUUCUAUAUAUGCCCAAGAAAUGGGAGGUCAAAGGUCCUUCCCAUAGCCUUCAAAUCUAAGUUACUUAUAGGGAAAUUAAUUAUAGAAUAUAAAUUAUGGACUCCUUCCACCUUAUUAUGUUCGGAACCAAUAUCAGAUGCCCUGAAAUUCUGUGUAUCAAGUUUUUAUUUCCACGAUUUUUAAUGAUUAAAUCGAUUUUAGAAAUUGAUGAAAAUUUCGGCCGUUUUCAAGUUGGCAAAACUUUAACUGCUUACUCUUUAACUUAUUAAAGAACUUCAAGGUAUCAAAAAUUAUGGAUUAGCAAUUAGCUGUAAAGUAUAGUAUUUAUUAUUUGAGAGUUAGUUAAUAUUGCUUUGUUUGUUUAGCAAAUGAUCGGAUUUAAUAUAGUUUCUUUGCAGCAAAUCGUUUGAAAAGAAAAACUAACUAUUUAUAAAGACUUUGUUACUUUUCGUUCUUUUGGAUAGGUGCUCAUAGUUAGUUAUUAACAUUUUCUGUUGGGUAUUUUAAAGUCUCUUCUAAUUUAGGUCUCCCGUUUGUACUUCAUUUUUAGUAGAUGAUAAUACACCUUCUUUAUACAAUCAA